Chenopodium quinoa (quinoa) is the source of this 501-nucleotide messenger RNA. RefSeq names its product protein FAR1-RELATED SEQUENCE 5-like. The transcript has 3 exons. NCBI's taxonomy places the organism in Eukaryota, Viridiplantae, Streptophyta, Magnoliopsida, Caryophyllales, Amaranthaceae. Gene Ontology annotation, biological process: regulation of DNA-templated transcription. Bases 1 to 501 code for a protein of 166 amino acids. The record is from RefSeq and is a predicted model, not a curated record.
AUGACAGAAGAAAAAGCUGAAGCAAUAAAAACAAUGAAAUCUUCAGGUCUAACUACAAUGGACACUUACAAUUACAUGGCUACAGAGGCUGGAGGAGAACAUUAUAUAGGUCAUAGUGUUGAACGAUCAAAGGAUCCAAACUUCUUUUUUAGAGUUAAGUUUGGCAAGGAUGGAAGAAUUUCCAAUAUCUUUUGGAGAGAUUCAAUGAUGCUAGAAGACUAUAGGACAUAUGGAGAUGUGCUUGUCUUUGAUACAACAUACAGAACCAACAGAUAUAAUCUUAUAUGUGCUCCAUUUGUUGGAAUAAAUAAUCACUGGCAUAAUUGUAUGUUUGCAUGUGCUUUUAUUGGGGAUGAAAAAACAGAUUCAUUCGUUUGGCUACUGGAAACAUUCUUGAAAGCUAUGGAGAAUAAAAAACCAACUUCAAUAUUCACUGAACAGGACCAAGCAAUGGCAAAUGCAAUUGAGCAGGUAAGUUACCCUUUUAACAGCAUAAAGUGA